Molecule: messenger RNA, 1029 nt
Organism: Drosophila eugracilis
Lineage: Eukaryota; Metazoa; Arthropoda; Insecta; Diptera; Drosophilidae
Gene: Cpr97Eb
Product: extensin-2
Exons: 2
Coding region: 115-822 (235 amino acids)
Cellular component (GO): chitin-based extracellular matrix
Molecular function (GO): structural constituent of chitin-based larval cuticle
Source: RefSeq, a predicted model, not a curated record
UCGCAGAGUCUCGAGUGCAAGUGCAGAGCGUGUUUUCCAUUUUGGCAGUGCAUUACUUAUACAGAGAUUGGUGAAAACGGUUCGACAUUGAUUAUUGAUUCUAAACUUGGCAGAAUGAUGAAAUUGCCCUUAAGCUUGGCGAUUCUGCUGUUGGCGGCCCACUGUGCGUAUGCGCAACAUCAGGACUACACCACUCCGGUGCCGAUUCUCAAGCAGAUCGACAAGCACAACGACGAUGGUUCCUACACUUAUGGAUACGAGGCGGCGGACAAGAGUUUCAAGAUCGAGACCAAGUACGCCAACGGAGAGGUCUAUGGAAAGUAUGGCUAUGUGGAUGACCAAGGCAAAGUGCGGGAGAUCGAGUACGGAGCCAGUAAGCGUGGCUUUGAUCCCGCUGGCAGCCACAUCAAUGUGCCACCUCCGACUUUGACUAAUAGUAACCCCUACCCAUUGGGACCCAAUGAGCUGGAUGACGGUCAGUAUCGCGAGGAUCCAGCGGUGUACUACAAGGAUCAGAAGUUCAAUCGCCCCCUGUCACCUGCCAGUAAAUUCAGCUUGAAUGAUUUUGGACGUGGUCAGCAGCAGGCCUACGCCCCGCCCCCACAACAACCCGCUCCUCAGAGACCCUACUACAAUCCCGCACCUCAGUACUAUAACCCCCCGUCUCCGCAGCCCCGUUACUAUCAGCCUCCUGCCCAGAACUACUAUAAUCCACAGCAGCAGCAACCGUAUAGGGGUUUGCCUGAGCAACACCAUCCGUCUCUUCGUAACCUGAACCUCUACACGGGUUCCUAUAGCAUCGAUUAUACGGGCCGGAAGUAGGGAGGACCUUUUGGAGGGGGGAUCACCUUUGAGUUGGACCAGAGAGUCAGCGACUGAAGUGUCCGAGGACAAUGUCAACUUGUUACUGCCAAAAAAAUCAGUCACUCCGCACACCCCACAUAUAUCUAUUAAUGUCCACUGUUUAUAUAUGUUUUUGUAUGUGUGUAAUAAAUCGAGUUUCAAGACCUGAAGCGUUUACAGAGAAAA